Molecule: messenger RNA, 1144 nt
Organism: Paramecium octaurelia
Lineage: Eukaryota; Ciliophora; Oligohymenophorea; Peniculida; Parameciidae
Source: the annotation of a GenBank genome assembly
AUGAAGAAAAAUCAAUUCGGACUUUUAGAAGAUCUAACAGAGCCAGGACUUGUUAAAAAAAGUAAUGACGUAUCUUGGAAGAAUGACUAAAUUUAUAAAUAAACAAAUUUUGAAAAAAAUACUACGUAUUUCCAUAUAAUGGGUAAAACUUCAAACUUAAGUUUAUAAAGGUCAUGAAGAAUCUCAUGCGGUAAGAAGAAGAGAAAUAUUGAAAAAGCAUCCAGAAAUAUAAGUGUUAUUUGGAAAUGACAUCAAUUCAGCUUGGUUAGGAAUCACAUUUGUAUUGGUGCAAUUCAGCUUCAUUAGUCUUUUCAACUAACUCAGUCUAUUUUGGUUUGUGAUAACUGCUUAUGUUUUUGGUGCCACAUUGAGUCAUGCACUGCAUGUUUUGGUUCAUGAUUUUACGCAUUUUACAUGUUUUGAAAGCAUAGCACUUAAUAAAUUGAUGGCUAUAUGGGCAAACUUUGGAUAAGGAGUUCCCUCAGCGAUCACUUUUGGCAGGUAUAGAUACAUAAUUAAAUGUGUUUAGAUAUCAUGCAGAUCAUCAUACCUUUUUGAAUUUGGAAACGUUAGAUCCAGAUCUCCCAUCCAGAUUAGAAUUAAAGUAUGUAAAAGGGCCAGUUAUGAAAUUUUUAUUUGUGGCUUGCCUACCCUUAUUUUAUGCAUUAAGACCUGUGAUUUUAAGGCCACUUAAGCCAAAUGCUUAAGAAGUAAUUAAUGCAGUCUCUGUCUUAUUUGUGGAUUAUUUGAUAGUUCAAUAUAUAGGAGUAUCAGGACUACUUUGGCUAUUAUUAUCUACUUAUUUUGGGUUGAGGUAUCAAUAUUAGUCUAAUUUAGUGUUCAUCCUUUUGCUGCUCACCUGCUAGCAGAACAUUAUGAGUUUGUUAAUAGAAUGGAAACAUAUGAUUAUAUUGGUUGGGCUAAUUUCUUUGUUCUUAAUAUUGGAUAUCACACUGAACAUCAUGAUUUUCCUAUGAUUCCCUGGACUAGAUUACCAUUACUAAGAAAAAUGGUUCCAGAAUACUAUGAGAAUCUGCCAUGUCAUACAAAUUAUGUGCAUACAUUACUUGCAUAUAUUUUUGAUGGAUAUAUAGGACCCUUUUCUAGGAUUGUUAGGUCUUCGCCUGUAUAUUUCAAAAAAUGA